ACAACAACUAGUUCCGGGAAUCAGCUGUAGCAGUUAGCCCCUGUCUCUCUCAGCUAGUGUGUAUUUACAGUUAUUAAUGAUUAGCUAGAAAUAGAAAACUUCGCACGUUGUUUAUUGAUUAGCCGAGUGGAUUGCAAAAUUAUUACCACAGCAAAGGUUGUUUCUGAGUUAGCUUAGCGUGCUAGCGUGCUAAUGCUAGGCUCUGGAGUGCUGUGUUUACACGGAUAGUUUGGCUACUUCCUGAUUAUUUACUUUAAAGAAACGUUGUGACACUUCUGAAGGUUUGAGGAAAAAAACAGAAUUAACACUUAUUUACAUCCUUUGGUGAGAAUGUGAGGAAAUCGAAUGAUUAUUAUUGCUGUGAGUUGAGAUAUAAACCACGAGCCUGAAGAUGCCUGGAGUGGCUACAGGAGUGAAGGAGCUUUACCUCUGCACCUCACUGGGAGAGCUGAACAAAAAGGCUGAGAUCAAGUUGGAUAAAGCCAGCACCAAGCACUAUGUUCAGAGUGCGUGUAAGCUCUUUAAAGCGGCAGAGGAGUGCCGUCUGGACAGAGAUGAGGAAAAAGCCUAUGUCCUCUACAUGAAGUACCUGACCGUGUACGACCUCAUUAAGAAGAGGCCGGACUUCAAGCAGCAACAGGAUUUCUUCAUGUCCAUGCUCGGGCCAUCCAGCUUUAAGAAGGCCAUCGAGGAGGCGGAGAAACUCUCUGAGAGUCUGAAGUUCAGGUAUGAAGAGGAGGAAGUACGGAAGAAGCUGGAGGAACGAGAGAAGAGAGAGGAAAAGGAGAGACGAGAGCAGAAAGCAGAAAAGGACAAAGGACGAGCGUCGCCCAAAACCCCAGAGUACAGAAAGGACAGCAAAAAGGCUAAAGAACAGAACGAGCUGAAGACUGUAAACUCACCAGCGCCCCUGAGUGGAGGGAUUAGUGCUCAGCAGUUGUACACUAUGAUGAAGGACCCUACCCUGACUGUGUUAGUGAUGGACACUCGAAAACAAGCGGACUUUGAGGAGUCACACAUGGCGGUGCCCAAUCAAAAGUGCAUCAGUGUUCCUGAGGAGGCCGUCAGUCCCGGGAUCACAGUGAAUCAGAUCCUGAUGAAGCUGCCAUCAGAGUCUCUGCCUCAGUGGGAGCAGCGUGCCUUUGCUGAUUAUAUUGUCCUGCUCGACUGGUUCAGCUCCAUAACGGACCUGAAACUGGGCACGACUUUACAGAGCCUGAAGGAUGCACUAUACAAGUGGGACAGUGUGACGAUCCUGCGCACGGAGCCUCAGGUUCUAGAGGGAGGCUAUGAAAACUGGCUUCUUUAUUAUCCAAUGUUCACCAGCAACGCUAAGAUCAGACCUCCACGCCAACACACACUCACCCUGGUACCAGAGUUGAACUUCAGCUAUCCAUGUCUGGAGGAGACUCCGCCCAUACCUGCAAGUGUGUCUGUGACGGAUGGUGUGGAAGAUGUACAGACUAAUGGCACUGUAGAUGUGGACACAAACGGCAAAACCGCUGCCCCUGAUAUACACACUCCCUCUCCAACCACACAGCCCACGCACACGCCCACACCAAGCGUGUCCAGUGUUCCAAGUCCAAAGCAGCCUGCAGUUACAGCAAAGACUAUUCCACAGUUCGAUCGAUCCACCAAGCCAGUGGUUAAACCCUCAGAAGGUGGAAAACCGACCCCUGAGGGUGGAGCCAAAGAAGAUAUAUCCAAAGAAGGUGAGGCUAAAGGCGGGCCCGUUUCCACAGUGACCAACGGCCCUGUGAUUCCGGAUCGUUCAGUCAAGCCAAACCUGGAGGAAAAGAAAGGGAAAGAGGAAGAGGAGAAACGACAGAGAGAAGAGGAGGAGAAGAAGAACGAAGAGGAGGAGAAGGAGAAGAGGAGGAAACUGGAGCGCCAGAAGGCAGAGGAAGAGGAGGAGAAAGCGGAGGGAGGAGAUGAGAAAGGAAAGAGAGUGGUGAAGGAUCAGGCGCUGGACGCUCAGCUCAAGAGCAUGUCUCUGGAUUCUCCUCUGCCCCACACUAUUGUCUCAGAUUUAAAGCGGGAACCUCUAACCCGUGCCCGGAGUGAGGAAAUAGGAAGAGUGGUGCCUGGUCUACCUGAGGGCUGGAUGAAGUUCCUGGACACGGUCACCGGGACGUAUCGGUAUUAUCACUCCCCCACCAAUCGUGUGCACCUUUACCCCCCUGUCACGCCCCCUGCCACGCCUCCGGCCACUCCCUCUAAGCCCAAGCCCAGCGCUGGAACGACAGAGAAGGAGAAGGAAAAAGAGAAGGAGCAAGAGAGGGAGAGAGAGCGAGAACAGUCCAAACUGAAGCGCUCGUAUUCCUCCCCUGAUAUCACCCAGGAUCUGAACGCAGAGGCAGCCAGAAAACCCACACCUACACCCACAGUGAACAGAGAAACCAAACCCGUGGCUGCCACUUCCUACGCUAAAGCUGAGCUCGCUCGUCCAUCCGCCGCUAAGAUCCGGACCAUGAACCCAGUGUUUGGUGGAUUGGGUCCGUGUCUAACAGGCCUCCGGAAUUUAGGGAACACCUGCUACAUGAACUCAAUCCUGCAGUGUUUGAGUAACACCCCGUUCAUGGCCGAAUAUUUCAACAGGAACCGCUACCAGGAUGACAUCAACAAAUCUAACAUCCUGGGCCAUAAGGGCGAGGUGGCCGAGGAGUUUGGUGCGAUUAUGAAAGCUCUGUGGUCGGGUCAGUUUAAGUUCAUCAGCCCUCGAGACUUUAAAAUCACCAUCGGUAAAAUUAACGACCAGUUCUCUGGCUACGAGCAGCAGGACUCUCAGGAACUUCUACUGUUCCUGAUGGACGGCUUACAUGAGGACCUCAACAAGGCGGAUAACCGUAAGCGAUGGAAGGAUGAGGCGUGUGAUACGAUGGAUGAUGUCAGCGCGGCGGAUGGGGCGUGGCAGAAGCACAAGCUGCUGAACGAAUCGAUCAUCGUGUCUCUGUUCCAGGGUCAGUUCAAGUCCACGCUGCAGUGUCUGACAUGCCACCAUCGCUCUCGCACCUUCGAGACCUUCAUGUACCUGUCACUGCCACUCGCAUCAUCCUAUAAGUGCUCUCUGCAGGAGUGUUUGAAGGUCUUCUCUAAGGAGGAGAAGCUGACGGACAAUAAUAAGGUGUUCUGCCCUCACUGUAAAGCUCAGAGGGAAUUCACCAAGAAGCUGGAGAUCUGGAAGGUUCCGCCCAUCCUGCUUGUACACUUAAAGCGGUUCUGGUAUGAGGGCCGGUGGAAGCAGAAGCUCCAGACCUCAGUGGAUUUCCCGCUGGAGAAUUUGGACCUGUCCCAAUACGUCAUCGGGCCAAAAACCAGCCUAAAGAGAUACAACCUGUACGCCGUGUCUAAUCAUUACGGGGGUCUGGACGGAGGUCACUACACGGCGUACUGUAGAAACGCGGCUCGACAGAACUGGUUUAAAUUCGAUGAUCACGAGGUGUCAGAAAUCUCCACCUCUUCAGUCAAGUCCUCCGCUGCCUACAUCUUCUUCUACUCAUCUCUCUGAGGCCACACCCACCCGGACCAACACCACGCCCGAGUCCUGACUGACCCGAGAGCCAUCAGAGCUGAUGUGGGUGGAGCUUAAAGGCCCAACUGAAGAAACUGAUGGAGGGGGUUUUAGUGAGAAUGUGAAAGAUGUCAAAGUCCCUCUCUCUCUCUCUCUCUCUCUCUCUCCCUCUCUCUCUCUCUCCCUCUCUCUCUCUCUCUCUCUCUCUCUCUCUCCCCCCCUGUCUCUCUCUCUCCCUCUCUCUCUCUCUCUCCCUGUCUCUCCCUCCCUCUCUCUCUCUCUCUCCCUGUCUCUCUCUCUCUCUCUCUCUCUCUCUCUUUCUCUCUCUCUCUCUCUCUCUCCCUCCCUGUCUCUCUCUCUCUCUCUCUCUCUCUCUCCCUGUCUCUCUCUCUCUCUCUCUCUCUCUCCCUGUCUCUCUCUCUCUCUCUCCCCCCCCUGUCUCUCUCUCUCUCUCUCCCUGUCUCUCUCUCUCUCUCCGUCUCUCUCUCUCUCUCUCUCUCUCUCUCUCUCUCUCUCUCUCUCUCUCUCCAUAGUGAAAUCUGUUAUUCCUGACUGUACUAGAAGGGGGCGGAGCUUUCUCCCUGCCCGCCAUUGUUCUGCCUCUGGACACUAAUGACGUUUGGGACACAACCGAGCGCGGUUUGAGCUUCCGCUUUUAAGAACGACCUCGCGAGCUCAUGGAGAUGUGUCUUGUCCUUUUUUUUUCUUCUUUUUUUUCUUUUUUUUGUGGAAAUUUACCUUUAAAGUGACCAAGUCCUCCCCAAGAGUGAACGAGUCGCCUGUCUGUCUUUCAUCGCACUGAUCCAGUCUUUGUCAUUUCCAUACUUUGUCAGUGAUCUUAAUAUUGGCCCGAGUCCCAAAUGACCUCUCCAUUUCCUGCUUCCUUGUAUAGGUGCCCUACCUAGGGGAUGUAUUAUUAUUAACAAUAUUAACACUUAUCCUUUGCACUACAUGUACAACUGGGAGCCAUUUUUAAUUCUCUAUUUAUCUAUUGACCCCUACACUCUUUGUAGUGCACUAUAUGUCCAGUAGGGGGAGAUUUGAGAUGCUAUUCCCUAAUUCAGACCUGCCAACCUUCACAAAAAAAAAAAGUAACAUCAGAGGACAAGUCAGAUACACUUUUCAGAGUAUUUAUUGAUCAGACGUGCCCCCCCCCCCCCAGCAUAUGAAUCAGGAAUGACUGACAGUUGCGUAGGUGUUUUGAACUCUGAUGUUAUCUGACCCCCCUGGAAGCUCUGCCCCCCCCCCC
This is a messenger RNA of Ictalurus punctatus (channel catfish), 4760 nucleotides long. RefSeq names its product ubiquitin specific peptidase 8 (gene usp8). The record is from RefSeq and is a predicted model, not a curated record. Gene Ontology annotation, biological process: protein K63-linked deubiquitination; Ras protein signal transduction; protein K48-linked deubiquitination. The transcript has 19 exons. Lineage: Eukaryota; Metazoa; Chordata; Actinopteri; Siluriformes; Ictaluridae. Gene Ontology annotation, cellular component: extrinsic component of plasma membrane; midbody; extrinsic component of endosome membrane. Gene Ontology annotation, molecular function: cysteine-type deubiquitinase activity. Bases 392 to 3508 code for a protein of 1038 amino acids.